Molecule: messenger RNA, 1225 nt
Organism: Eurytemora carolleeae
Lineage: Eukaryota; Metazoa; Arthropoda; Copepoda; Calanoida; Temoridae
Exons: 2
Coding region: 20-973 (317 amino acids)
Source: RefSeq, a predicted model, not a curated record
ACCUGAACUCCGCCUAAAUAUGGGAGAAAUAAGUGGAAUGCAUCAAGCUGUUGCUAUUCUUGUCAAAAUAGGGGUUAUUCACGAGAAGGCCAAUUGUAUUUCAAGAACCAAGACAUGUUUUUGGAUGAUAUUAAGUCUAUUUUUAGGAUUGGGGACAAUUUAUGAAGACAUGGAAACUAUAAUUUACCUUGGCAAAGACGUCUCAUAUUUGUUUGCCGUACUGAGCACUGACAUCCUUCUACCAUUACAAACAUGUCUGGUCUUUCCAUGCCUAGGAUAUCUUGUGCUUGCAGACAAUGAUAUCAUCAAGAACUUUGAACUAAAAGCACCGAGGCGUAAAAUUCAUUUCAUUCUCUUUGUUCUAGCUUCAGUAGCAUCAUAUGGCACAUUACUCCGCUUAUAUCUAUUCACCAAUUCUGUUUUAUUCACUAGUUGUCUGCUGGUUCUAUGCUGUCUAACAGAAAUCAUUUCUGUUCUACUCAUUGGAACUAUUACAACUAAUCUACAGCUAAAUAUUGAAGAACUUUCUGCAUCUAGAUAUUAUACUGGAAUAAUUGAAGAGUAUCAGAAGAUUGGUUCUAGGUUUAAGAAUCUGAAGAAAGGAUUAGGACCAAUUCUUCUGCUUAUAUUUUCAUCAAGAAUGCUUUCUUUAAUUUGUGUCACUGAAUUUGUUGUAAAACACAUAUUUAAUGCUCUGCUAUUAAUAUUUAUUCCAAGUAUCGGAUUACAGAUGUUCUAUAUCACUUCUACUCUGGAUCAAAUAUUUGACACCUUUAAAAGUAACAAGAAAUCACUACGAGAACUGGGGCUCAGAUCCACAAAGACAGAUGGAGAUCUUCUAAGUUCUCUGAUAGUUGAUGUGGAAGAUGAAACUCCUUUCUCGGCCUUGGACUUCUUCAUUGUUGAUAAAUCACUACUUACUUCAGUGUUAUCCACCCUUGUAACCUACAGUAUUAUUCUUUAUCAAUUUUGAUUACUUUUACUAACUUUUUCGUAAAAUAUAUGUCGUCACUGUUAUUAUUUAUUUUUAUCAUCUGAAAUAAGCAUAGCAUGAAGUAGGUUUUACUCUAGCUAUUUGGGGUAAAUUUUUUUGUAAGUUGUCUCUAUUUUUUAACAAAUUAAAUAACAAGGGAAAACUAGGAUCUUAGGAAGUGGGGAUAAGGAUGAGCAAUAAAUAAGGAAUUGUUAUUUAGUAGCAAACUAGUGAUUGAUUGCAAUUUUAGUU